ACGGCUGUUGAUUGGUUCUCAGCCGUAUCCGGUGGGGCAGCGGUCCAGGGCUCGGGAAAAAAAUCGAAGCGAGGAGGAUCUGGUAACGGUACGCUUUGAAAAAUAUCACCCAUCCCGAGUCGCUACCGAAGGGCUCGGCAGGAUUUUACAGUUUCUUUACAAAGGUUAGAGAUCACAGAGCAGGGUUGUGGUUGUCGUCAUGGCAUCUGGAAGCACGAGCAGCGAGGAGGAGCGGAGCCUUAGGGAGUGUGAGCAGUACGUGCAGAAACACAACAUUCAACAGCUGCUGAAGGACUGCAUUGUCCAGCUGUGCACCUCCAGGCCAGACAGGCCCAUGGCCUUCCUCAGGGAGUACUUCGAGAGGCUGGAGAAGGAGGAGGCCAAGCAGAUUCAGAACCAACAGAAGGCCAGCAGUUCCCGUUCAGACUCCCGCGAUGAGGAGGUGUCUCCACCUAUGAACCCUGUGGUAAAGGGUCGCCGGCGGAGAGGAGCCUUCAGUGCAGAGGUUUACACAGAGGAGGAUGCAGCCUCAUAUGUCAGAAAGGUCAUUCCAAAAGACUACAAGACGAUGGCAGCCUUGGCUAAAGCUAUUGAAAAGAAUGUGCUCUUCUCACACCUGGAUGACAAUGAGAGGAGUGACAUAUUCGAUGCAAUGUUUCCAGUCACCUACAUCGCUGGGGAGACGGUUAUUCUGCAAGGUGACGAAGGCGACAAUUUCUAUGUUAUCGACCAAGGGGAAAUGGAUGUCUAUGUGAACAAUGAAUGGGUGACCAGCAUCGGAGAGGGAGGCAGCUUUGGAGAGUUGGCCCUGAUCUACGGCACUCCGAGGGCGGCCACAGUCAGAGCUAAGACCAACGUCAAGCUGUGGGGCAUCGACAGAGACAGCUACAGGAGAAUACUCAUGGGAAGCACUUUGAGAAAGAGGAAGAUGUAUGAGGAAUUCCUCAGGAAAGUGUCCAUUUUAGAGUCUCUUGACAAAUGGGAGCGUCUGACAGUCGCCGAUGCCUUGGAGCCCGUCCAGUUCGAGGACGGACAGAAGAUUGUCGUGCAGGGAGAGCCCGGAGACGAGUUCUUCAUCAUCUUAGAGGGUUCUGCAGCUGUGUUGCAGCGACGCUCAGAGAACGAAGAGUUUGUGGAGGUGGGGAGAUUAGGACCAUCUGACUACUUUGGUGAGAUUGCUCUGUUGAUGAACCGUCCCCGCGCUGCCACCGUGGUCGCCCGUGGCCCCCUGAAGUGCGUCAAGCUCGACCGGCCCCGCUUCGAGCGCGUCCUGGGUCCCUGUUCGGACAUUCUCAAACGUAACAUCCAACAGUACAACAGCUUUGUCUCGCUGUCUGUCUGAAGGGGGGGGGGGGGGCGUCUCUCCUCCACCUUCCCCUCCACCCUCCACCCUCCACCCUUUCCCCUCCUUCUCCCCUUUUAGACCCAGGGUCCACCAAUGCAAUUUAGUUUUUUGUCACUUUCUUCUUUCUGUUUGCUUUUCUUUCUUCUCCCCCCCCUCUUUGUUUUACACACACACACACAGAUCAUUUUGUUGUUACCACCUGUCACGCAUAGGUGACUUUUAGCCAUUCACCAGCGCUUGUACCAGCUGCUGUACGCUACCUUGUAGGCACAGUUACAUCACAUUACCUAAGUUAUAUAUGUAUUUGCUGGUUAUGCUGUUUUUUUUUUUUUUUUGUUUUGUUUUUUUUUUUUUGACUUAAACUCAGAACAGGAUUGUUAGGAGAUCUGAAAGACAUUUGGGUCUCAGACUGAUGAGACAGGACAAUCAAACUUUACAUGGCGCUUUUGGUGAAUUUGUUACAGAUUUAUGUUGUAGAUUGAAGUGAAGAGAGGACUGCUUCUUCCCCGUUUUAAGAGUUUCCUUUUUGACAUCAGUUAGCCUGAUUAGAUAAACAGUGUAGAGCAGGACCUAGAAACUGUAGAAGGCAGGAAGAAUAUGACUGCUUCAUCUUUAGUUUUUAGGUUGCGGCUGCGAUAUGAUGCUCCAUUUGUUAUUUUUUGGUUCCCUUUCGAUCGGUAUGACAAGACGGUGAUGAUUUUGCUUAGUUUGAGAGAGCUUGUGCAACUUAAGGUUUUGAUUUAAUUGUGCAGCUACCAGGCUAGUGCCAAAUGUUGAUUCUUGUUACAACGCAACGACGCAUAGCCGUGGAAAUGCAGUGCGUGUUCUGUUCCCUGACUAUUUGGAGCUCCAAACAGGAAGUAGUUUAUUACCCUUAUUGUCCUCUUAAUUGGUAGAAUGACCAUACAAGAACUGCCUUGACUACUCUGAGGAAAAAAAAAAGAAAGGAAAAAAAACAAGAGUAUUAAGUGUAUUUCAGUAUUCAAUUUUUUUAGUAUAUACCAAAUAACUUGGUCACUCUUCUGCUAUGGUUUGUAAUCAAAAUGUUAUCAUAGUAUAGUUAAAACGAUCAUAGUUCUAUUAUUAUCAUUGACUAAAUGAUAAACUUAUGGUUUGGAGUGAUGGUGAUCUUAAAAAAAUAUGUUUAACUGUCUUUUGUAAACACUUAUUUUUCCAUAAAUUCUAUUUUAGGUGUCCAGUGCCACAAAGUAAAUAAAUGCUUCUUCUUGUCAACUGACAAAACAGUAUGUAAUUGUAUUGUGUAAAACGUCAUGGGUUAAAACUUUUUAAAAUAGAUCAAAAGGGUAAUUACAGGUUUAUUGAAGUGAAGUCUUGAAAUAAACAAACAUGAAAAAAACAAAGGAGAUGGUUUAUGGAUUUUCAGGACAUCUGAAGUAUUUAUGUAUCGCAGCAUCACAGGUGAGCUGACAGGCAGAGUGAGCAGAUAUUUAUUUAAAACUAGUGUCAUUGCUUAUUGCCUAUUUGAAAAGGUGGCUGUCUUCUCAUCAGAGUAGCUUGUGAUCUGUUCUCUAUGCUUACUUGGCAUGAUGUUUUAGGCAUCCAGUGAUCCGGUAUGAAUGGAAGCGUGAAUUUAAAAAAAAAAAAAAAAACAAAAAAAAAAAGAAAAAAAUACCUUUCCCUGCAGCUGCGUGCAGAAGCAGGACCUAUGUCAAAUAUUUGGUUUGUUACUCCCUAGCUUAACUGCAUCAUGACUAUUUAGAUGGCAUAAAAUGUUAAGUCUGUCUUUUUAUUUAAAAAAAAAAAAAAAGAUCUUUACCAAAUCACAUAAUGUUGACUUAUGGAUUAUAGGCUUAACUCUUCAUUCCUGCCUCACUGUCUGUUACCAGAAACGACCCAGUCACGUUUCUGUUUCUGUUUCGUCUCAGUUCGAAGCACUUGUACGCGCUUAGAAUUGAGAUGUAUGUUUGUCUGUCGAAAAAGAUUUGAUUUUGGUGCCGAUUGCAGGGUAGUCAGGUUAGCGAUGAAAGUUUUUGUUAUUGGACAUGAGUGUUAUUUUUUUUUUCUUUACAGUUAAAUUGAGCAUCCUCAUCUGUUCCCCCCUAACCCUCAGGUUAUCCUUGUGGAUGUGGUUACAUGUGGAUUUGUGUCCAUGGGCAACACAUCCUUGUUUAUCCCGAUCCACAGGAAAUGACUCCGUUAGGGGCGAGGGUUUGAUUCUCCUUUGUUGAAAAAAUAUUGUUUUUGUGUAAAUAGCAGCAUCAUCGGUUUUAUUCCAAAAUGUUUUUAGCCACACUGCAAUCGUCCCGGUUUGCCUUAGCUUACCUAACCUGGGCUUUACAGUAGUAGUCGGUCACUCCUGCUAGCCCGACCUUCAGUGAGUUUGUUAGACCUGUAGCGCGAGAGAGCUGCAGGCGAUCAGAGGACCAUUCUUUUUCUAUUCUACCCUGUAUUCAGUUUGACCUCCUGUAUGUGCAAAGAUGUUUAUCCUUUUGGUAUAGAUUGUUCCAGAUGGCAGUUUAAGCAAUAAAAAAGUAAAAAUGA
Messenger RNA from Lates calcarifer (barramundi perch), 3847 nucleotides. Its product is annotated as cAMP-dependent protein kinase type I-alpha regulatory subunit. Gene Ontology annotation, biological process: regulation of protein phosphorylation. Gene Ontology annotation, molecular function: cAMP-dependent protein kinase regulator activity. The coding region runs from base 200 to 1342 and encodes 380 amino acids. The record is from RefSeq and is a predicted model, not a curated record. Gene Ontology annotation, cellular component: cAMP-dependent protein kinase complex. The transcript is spliced from 11 exons. NCBI's taxonomy places the organism in Eukaryota, Metazoa, Chordata, Actinopteri, Centropomidae.